Micropterus dolomieu (smallmouth bass) is the source of this 3696-nucleotide messenger RNA. RefSeq lists its product as uncharacterized. Gene Ontology annotation, molecular function: cysteine-type endopeptidase activity; cysteine-type deubiquitinase activity. Bases 96 to 3023 code for a protein of 975 amino acids. Gene Ontology annotation, cellular component: cytosol; nucleus. Lineage: Eukaryota; Metazoa; Chordata; Actinopteri; Centrarchiformes; Centrarchidae. Gene Ontology annotation, biological process: protein deubiquitination. The transcript has 21 exons. The record is from RefSeq and is a predicted model, not a curated record.
UAAAGACUCUUGCUGCCUGUUUGCAAAUACUGACACAACAAAACAAAACACUUCCAGCUGAAGUUGAUAAUCUCUGAGCAGACUGAAAAUUCAAAAUGAAUGUUUGGGAAAAUGGUCGACAGUUUCUCUACAAUGCUUUUCCAGCAAAGUACCACGGUUUGUUAAACCAAGGAGCAACAUGUUACCUGAACAGUGUGCUGCAGGUGCUGUUCAUGACCAAAGACUUCAGAGAAGCUGUGGAAAGGCCCACCAGUGAAACUCCUGGCCCUAUUGAUCAUGAUCUUAAACAACUGUUUGAUGACUUAAAAAGAUACACAGCUUACACCUUUAACAUCACAAAGACGCUGGGGAUCGACAAAGUGUAUGAACAGCGUGAUGCUGCUGAGUACUUUGAGAAGAUUUUAAGUCUGACCAGUCCUGAAGCGUCGCAAAUCUUCCACGGACUGCUGACGCACAAGAUCAUGUGUUCUCAAUGCCAUACAGAGAAAGACAACGAUGAGAGAUUUUGGCAUCUUCCUCUUGCAUUAUUGGAUUCCUGUGGUGAAGAAACCUGCAGUGUGGUGAAUGGGAUUGAGGCGUAUUUCAGACCUUCUGUUUUCAGCGGAGAAAACCAGAUGUACUGUGACGAGUGUGACGCCAAAUCUGAUGCUACUAAUAAAUGUGUCAUAAAGCAUCAUCCAGAGGUUUUGAUGCUGCUGUUGAAGAGGUUUGAGUUUGACUACAGUCACAUGACUUAUGUCAAAGUCAACUGCACUGUGGAUGUUCCCUACACUCUACAGAUACCAGAGAAUCAGACGUAUGAACUGUAUGCAGUUGUGGAUCAUUUAGGAGAUCUUAGAAGUGGAUGUUACACGGCAACAAUCAAGGAUGAUGAGAGCUGGUAUCGAUUCAAUGAUGACAAGGUCACUUUGCUUGAUUACCAGCCGUGCCAGGUGGAUAACUCUGAGAAAUCCAGCAGUGCUUACCUUCUCUUUUACAGGAAAACUAAUGCAAAGUACCACGGUUUGUUAAACCAAGGAGCAACAUGUUACCUGAACAGUGUGCUGCAGGUGCUGUUCAUGACCAAAGACUUCAGAGAAGCUGUGGAAAGGCCCACCAGUGAAACUCCUGGCCCUAUUGAUCAUGAUCUUAAACAACUGUUUGAUGACUUAAAAAGAUACACAGCUUACACCUUUAACAUCACAAAGACGCUGGGGAUCGACAGAGUGUAUGAACAGCGUGAUGCUGCUGAGUACUUUGAGAAGAUUUUAAGUCUGACCAGUCCUGAGGCGUCGCAGAUCUUCGGCGGGCUGUUGACACACAAGAACAUUUGUUCUCAAUGUCGUACAGAGAAAGACAACGAUGAGAGAUUUUGGCAUCUUCUUCUUGCAUUAAUGGAGUCCUGUGGUAAAGAAAACUACAGUGUGGUGAAUGGCAUUGAGGCGUAUUUCAGACCUUCUGUUUUCAGCGGAGAAAACCAGAUGUACUGUGAAGAGUGUGACGCCAAAUCUGAUGCUACUAAUAAAUGUGUCAUAAAGCAUCAUCCAGAGGUUUUGAUGCUGCUGUUGAAGAGGUUUGAGUUUGACUACAGUCACAUGACUUAUGUCAAAGUCAACUGCACUGUGGAUGUUCCCCACACUCUACAGAUACCAGAGAAUCAGACAUAUGAACUGUAUGCAGUUGUGGAUCAUUUAGGAGAUCUUAGAAGUGGAUGUUACACGGCAACAAUCAAGGAUGAUGAGAGCUGGUAUCGAUUCAAUGAUGACAAGGUCACUUUGCUUGAUUACCAGCCGUUCCAGGUGGAUAACUCUGAGAAAUCCAGCAAUGCUUAUCUUCUCUUUUACAGGAAAACUAAUGAAGACAUCUCGGAGGUGUCCACUCCUGGAGGCUUCCCACCUGCUACCAGUGGUAUCUAUGAGCAGUUUGGAGAUGCUGGAAAGAUUAGAGAGAUAGAGGAAGUUGAGGGGGCAGCAGAAGCAGGUAAUGAAAAUGCAGAGGCUGAAGAAAAAGACACAGGAACUAAAGACACAGUCGGUGUUUGGUCUGGAGGAGUGGGACGAUCACCUGAGCCCUGCUUUAAUGUGGAAGGUCAGAACAAGGGAGUUUAUUCCAGGGAGAGUAAACCAUACAAGCAUCAGGAGUGUAAUGAGAAAAGACAUGACUUAAGUAAUCUUCAAGAUGCUCAGGCUGAAAAACAGAAAAUAGUGACAGCUGAUGAGGAGGACAUGGGAGGAAAUGCAGAGGUGGGAAAGAGAGGACCCUUAUCUAGAGAAACUCAACUUGAAGAAAGUGUCGAGGAUCGAGACACUGACAGUGGAAGACCAGAUGAUGUUAGACAGAGGAGACCAGACAUUAAUCAUGAUUACAAGGAUGAAGAGACUGGAGAUGAUGAACAGUCAGAGAAGAAGAGAAACUCCUUGACUAAAUACCUUGACCGCAAUGUAGAGGAUCAAGACUAUGAACAAAACAUCAGCAAAGAUCUGGGGGGUACACAGGAAGUUGGACAAGAUGAUCCGGGGUGUGAACAAAUAAGCAGAAGCACGAAUACAAAACAUGAGCAACAGGGAAAGGAGAAGAUGGAUGUUAAGAGAGUCAAGGAACAAAAGAGCAGAGAUGAUAACGGUCAGGAUGUAGAGGAUCAGAACAAUGAAGGAUUAGACGAGAUUAGACAGAACCAGUCAGAACAGAAAAUCACUGAUACACAUUCAAGACAUAAAGAUGUUUGUGUGGAGAAACAAGCCAAAGAGCAGGACGAUGAACACAUUCAAAACAGAGCAGACUCUUCUGUUAGACAAGCAGGAUCGUCAGGAAGCAGAAGCCUGACAGAGAAUCAGGAAGUUAGCAGUGUUGAAAAGACGAGACAUGGUGAUCCUCAACCAAAGGCAAGAAAUGAAUUUCAUGAAGAUACAAGUGAAGGAAGACGUGGUUCAGGGCAAUCAAGAUCAUGUUAUGUGAAGAUAACUGAGGAAGAAUUUGAGGGUGGUAUUCAAAAAAGAAGUGAGACAACAUACAGAAGCAUACAAACUGUAGGAGGAAGCUCCUAAGGCAUUAACAUUUGGGUACAAAAUAAUCACUUUUGCGAUUUAAAUCUGAGUGUGUCACCUUCGCCAGAGCCACAGAAAUAUUGGACCAAAGGAGUAAUUAAAAAUGAAUCAAACUGUUCAACGCCAGAAAAAUGCUAAAAGCGUCUGCAGCACAAGAACAAGCUGUUGGAAUGAAACUUGCAUUGAAAAAAAGACAUCAUACAAAAAGAAAAUGGUGGGAUAUCUCCUCCCCACUGAAGCAACACAGAGCGGAAAAAACAAAAGGAAAAAAAACUACUGGGUGUUUUUAUUCUUCUUGUAAAAGACGGAAAAAUGCAGACCGGGCCUCAGAGUCAGAUUAAGAUGAAAUACAUACCUUGUUCAGAAUAAGUCAGAUUGUUCUUUUAUGAGGCUGCUUGUUACUGUGUUGAUGCACAGGAUUGUACUUACAGAUUGAGUAAUUGUAUUACUGAAUAUUUUCCAUUUAAUCUUUUUGGUUAAUGCCAUUUGAGUUUCUUUUUGUACUUUGAUGUUAUUUUGUUUCUUCAGUCUGAUUCAGUUUUUUUUUUUUUUCAGCAGGAUUGAUUUUGUGUAAAUAGCUGCAAAUGUAAAAGGCUUAAUGAGAAUGAGGGUUCAGUCUGUAAGAGAAAGUUACACAAUGGAAACUGACUUUAAUAAAAUCACUUUCACAGAA